Saprolegnia parasitica CBS 223.65 is the source of this 1337-nucleotide messenger RNA. RefSeq lists its product as hypothetical. The record is from RefSeq and is a predicted model, not a curated record. The annotation marks the transcript as partial. NCBI's taxonomy places the organism in Eukaryota, Oomycota, Saprolegniomycetes, Saprolegniales, Saprolegniaceae. Gene Ontology annotation, molecular function: saccharopine dehydrogenase activity. The transcript is spliced from 3 exons. Gene Ontology annotation, cellular component: cytoplasm.
AUGAGCAUGAUGUUCCGCAAGAAGGCGCUGGCGCCGCUGAGCCUGACCCGCCACCUCUCGACGCGCCCGGCCAAGUGCGUCGGUGUCGUCCGCGAGGUCUACAACAAGUGGGAGCGGCGCGCGCCGCUGACGCCGGGCCACGUCCAGGAGCUCGUGCAGGCAGGCAUCAACGUGCAUGUGCAGCCGAGCAACCAGCGCAUCUUCACGGACGACCAGUACACGGCGGCAGGCGCGGUGGUCACGAACGACCUCUCGGCGGCCAACGUCAUUGUCGGCGUCAAGCAGGUGCCCAUCGAGCAUCUCCUGGACGACAAGACGUACCUCUUCUUCUCGCACACGAUCAAGGCGCAGCCCGAGAACAUGAAGCUCCUCGACGCGAUCUUGGAGAAGCGUAUUCGCCUCAUCGAUUACGAGUGCAUCACGGAGGGCGGGCAGCGCAACGGCCGCCGGCUCAUUGCGUUUGGCUCGUACGCGGGCCGCGCCGGCAUGCUCGCGGGCUUCCGCGGUCUCGGCGAGCGCCUCAUCAACAAGGGCUACUCGUCGCCGUUCGUCAACAUUGGCUCGGCGUACAUGUACCAGGACCUCGACCGGGCCAAGGCCGCCGUCGCGACCGCUGGCGAGCUCAUCAAGAAGAACGGUCUUCCCGCCGACCUCGCGCCGCUCACCGUUGUCUUUACGGGCAGCGGCAACGUCUCGCAGGGCGCCCAAGAAGUCUUCAAGCUCCUCCCGCACGAGUUCGUGUCGCCCGAAGACCUCCCGCACCUCAAGCCCAACCGCCACGUUGUCUACGGCUGUGUCGUGGACGAGAAGCACAUGGUCCAGCACAAGACCAAGAAAAACGACUUCACCAAGGAAGAGUACUACAAGCACCCGGAAGAGUACGAGCCGACAUUCCACCAGAAGAUUGCGCCGCACACGUCGCUCCUCGUCAACUGCAUGUACUGGGACGACCGGUACCCGCGCUUGAUCACAAAGGACCAGAUGGACGAGAUCACGGCCGCGAGCGGCGGCGACCCCAAGCUCCUCGGCGUCGCCGACAUCUCGUGCGACAUUGGCGGCAGCGUCGAGUUUCUUGAAAAGUCGACGUACAUUGAAGACCCGUUCUUCCUCUACGACAUCAAGUCGCGCACGGCCAAGUCGUCGCUGGCGGGCGAGCCUGGCGUCAUGAUGAUGGGGGUCGACAUUCUGCCGAGCGAGCUCCCAAGCGAAUCGUCCAACCACUUUGGCAACCACCUCGUGGGCUUUCUCAAGAGUCUGGCGGGCGGCGAGAAGGACAUUCCGGACGAGCUUCAAGGCGCGGUGAUUGCGGCCGACGGUCGCCUCUCGCCCAAGUACGA